Molecule: messenger RNA, 3543 nt
Organism: Aspergillus nomiae NRRL 13137
Lineage: Eukaryota; Fungi; Ascomycota; Eurotiomycetes; Eurotiales; Aspergillaceae
Product: DNA repair ATPase SMC5
Exons: 6
Coding region: 1-3543 (1180 amino acids)
Biological process (GO): double-strand break repair via homologous recombination
Cellular component (GO): Smc5-Smc6 complex
Molecular function (GO): ATP binding; ATP hydrolysis activity
Source: RefSeq, a predicted model, not a curated record
AUGCCUUCAUUAGCGACGGUGCCUCGCCGUCGACAGCGGAGCGAAGAAGAGGAGAGCGACGACUCGACAAGCUCGGCAGGCAACCCCACGCCCGCGUCGAGCAGCAGCAAACGGAUGCGUCUGGAAGCCCACGACGAGCAAGACACAGAAGAUACUGGUAGCGGAACAAGCGAUGAGGAGGACGAGGAUAGCGACAAUGUCAACGGCACUUCGAAGCUAUCCAAGAUCGCGAAACGCCGCAGCCCGCAACUGACGCAAAACGGAGACCACAAUGGAGCCGCCGCGCAGGAUGGAUACAAACCCGGCGCGAUUGUACGCAUCAAGGUCACUGAUUUUGUGACAUAUACGUCUGCGGAGUUCUUUCCCGGCCCGAAACUGAAUAUGGUGAUUGGGCCGAACGGAACGGGGAAGAGUACGCUUGUUUGUGCGAUAUGUCUGGGUCUGGGAUGGGGGCCUGCGCACUUAGGACGUGCUAAGGAACCCGGCGAAUUCGUGAAGCACGGUUGCAGAGAGGCUACCAUUGAGAUUGAGCUCGCGGGAGGACCCCGUUUUCGUCGAAACCCGGUCGUGACUCGGACGAUCAAACGCGAUGGCAACAAAAGCUCGUUUACUAUCAAUGGGAAGGCUGCGUCGCGCACCCAGGUGCUGAAGCUUGCGCAGUCGUUCUCCAUUCAGAUCGACAAUUUAUGUCAGUUUCUACCGCAAGACAAAGUCAGCGAGUUCGCUGCUCUUACGCCCAUAGAACUCCUCAACUCCACACAGAGGGCUGCGGCCGGUGGAGAAAUGAUUGCAUGGCACGAUAACCUGAAGGAGUUGAGGGCCCAACAAAAGAAACUACAAGCGGAUAAUAAAGGCGACAGGGAUCUACUGGCUAAUCUCGAAGGGCGACAAGAAAUGCAAAGGGCGGACGUGGAAAGAAUGCGACAAAGAGCUGAGAUCAAGAGGAAGAUCGAGAUGUUGGAGCUGGCCCGGCCCAUGGCGAAGUACAGGGCAAUGCACGUCGAGUUUAAGGAGUUGAAACGGCGGAAAGAGGGCCUUGCCCUUGAGCUCGAAAACCUCAAGGCUGAGCUAGAACCUGCUUUGAGGGCAGUCAAUGCGAAACAGCGGUAUUGUCUACAAGUCGACGAAGUCGUCAGUUACAAAAAGGCGCGUGUUGAGGAAGCAGAACGUACGGCUUCAGAAUUAGGGAAGAAAAUCGAGCAAUAUGAAGAGAGAAUGAAAGAUCUAGAUCGCGAAAUAGAGUCGGAAAAAAGGAGCAAUGCCCAUUCGAAACAGGAAGGGACGAAAAUUCAGCAGACCAUUAACAAACUCAAUCGCCAAUUGGCUGAAGAGGCCAUUGAGUUCGAUGCGGAUUGGUAUAAUGAGAAAAUUAGAGAGAAGCGGCGACAGAUGCGGGAAACUGAGGAGAAAGCAAACGAAAUCAAAGAUAGACGAAGGCCACUUUUCGAAGCCUUAAAGGAGAAAACCGACAAAGUCAAGGAGUCGGAACAACAUCUGCAGAGACUGGACUCUCAGUCGGGACGACAAGAAGAAAAACUGAAACAGCUAUCAUACGAAACAUACAAGGCUUAUCAGUGGAUCCAGCAGAAUCAGGACAAAUUCGAAAAGGAAGUGUUUGGCCCUCCCGUUGUCACCUGCUCUGUAAAGGACGCUAAAUACGCUGAUGCUCUCGAAUCGCUGUUUCAACGGACUGAUCUCAUGGCAUUCACCGUACAGUGUCGCAACGAUUUCAGGACGCUGCAAAGGGAACUGAAUAUCGGGCAAAAGCUGCAUGAUAUCAGUAUCAGGACCAGUUCUGUUCCCUUGGAGAGAUUCCGUCCUCCCAUGUCUGAGGACGAGGUUCGGAGUCUUGGGUUCGAUGGUUGGGCGAAAGAUCUCAUCAAUGGACCAGACCCGGUUAUCGCCUCACUUUGUAGCGAGAAUCGACUGAACCAAACACCUAUCGGCCAUCGAGAUAUCACGGACGAAGAGUUUCGCAGAAUGGAACAGGGAUCGAUAUCCUCCUGGGUGGCUGGGAAGAAAAGCUACACCAUCUCGCGACGAAAAGAAUAUGGUCCCAAUGCGACUUCCACCCGUGUGAGGCAAGUGAGGCCAGCAAGGGUGUGGACAUCUCAACCCAUGGAUGCAUCCGCGAAGCAGGAUCUGGUUCAAAAUAUUCAAGCUCUCAAGGAGGAAGUGCGCGAGUUACAAGAAAAGAUAGACAUGGAGAGGGCAAAUCUAGUCCAGCUUGGUCAUGAUCAUGAUGAAUGUGAACGGGAACGGCUUGAACUUGAGAGGGAGAAGUCCGAAAAACAGACGGCUCUUACAAACUACCGAGCUAUUCCCGAAAGAAUUCGCCAGCAGGAACUCCGGAUGAGAGACAUCCAAAGGAUUUUCCAAGAAGUAAAAGCCAGGGUUCUUGAUAUUCGCAGUCGACAGGACCAGAUAUCCAUUGAGAAAGCCGAAGCGACACUUGAAUACGCUAACGCGGUCGACCAUCUUCGAGUACUGCACGAGGAACUUAUCCAGUUAAAGAUCCGCCAUAUUGAGGCCUUCUCCGACGUAGAAAUUUUGAAGGAUCGCAAUACAGAACACAGAGACAGAUUGGAAGCUAAAAAUGACGAGCUGAAAGAGGCAGUGCAGGAAGUGAAAACCAUGUCGGCAGCCGUCAAAGAAAUGAUGAAGCAGGCAAACAAAGUUGUAUCACUGUCGGCGCGUCAGCCCGACUUGGCUGCCUUGCUCGCCACUUUGGUCGAUCAUACUGUUGACCAACUCGAAGCAGAUAUCGAUUCGGAGAAGGCUCGCCUGGAGCUCACGCAUGGUGGGAGCAGCAACAUUAUUAAAGAAUUCGAAGAACGAGAAAAACAGAUACAAAAGCUGCGUGGCAAGCUCUCUGAAUUUGAGACUCAACUCGCGGAGUUUGACCACGCCAUCAACGAAAUCCGCGGGAAGUGGGAACCCAAGCUCGAUGAGAUAAUAAAGAGCAUAAGUGACGCUUUCUCCGAUUCGUUUGCCCGCAUUGGCUGUGCCGGCCAGGUCACAUUAGACAAAGCAGAGGAUGAAGCAGGCGCCGACGGUGAGCCUGGAGGCAGCGACUUUGAUCAGUGGUCCAUCCAAAUCCACGUCAAGUUCCGAGAACACGAGAAUCUCUCCCUCCUCGACUCUCACCGCCAAUCAGGCGGCGAAAGAGCCGUGAGUACGAUCUUCUACCUGAUGGCUCUGCAGUCGCUUUCCGCAUCUCCGUUCCGCGUCGUAGACGAGAUCAACCAGGGUAUGGACCCGCGCAAUGAACGAAUGGUACACGGACGCCUGGUGGAUAUUGCCUGUGCCCCCUCCGAAAAUGGAGGUGGCGGCCAGUACUUCCUCAUCACGCCUAAACUGCUCAGCGGAUUAGUCUAUAAGCCAGGCAUGAGGGUCCUCUGUAUCUACAGCGGCGAGCAUAUGCCCAAAGACUACGAGCAGCUUGAUUUCGGGCAAGCCGUUCAAAGAAUGAGGGCUAUACGGGAUCGAAGGGCCGAGGAUACUACGCAGAGGAGUAACGGCCAUGUUGACGUCUUCGGUUGA